Molecule: messenger RNA, 3129 nt
Organism: Zootermopsis nevadensis
Lineage: Eukaryota; Metazoa; Arthropoda; Insecta; Blattodea; Termopsidae
Source: RefSeq, a predicted model, not a curated record
GGGAAGAACUGUAUGAUGAAUAUAUUUCUGUCUACAGCUGGAGUGGCCACAAAGAAAGUAACACAGAUUCAGCGAUCAGUGUUACCUGCAAGUUCCCACCCUGAAGUGAGGCAAGAAGAUGUUGUAGCUUUGGAACAGGUGGAGGUGGCACACAAACCACUGCCACCUGUUGGUGCACUUUUGAGACCUAAACUUCAUGUCGGUGAUGUGAUAUAUGUGAUGAAGCUGAGUUUCUAUGGAGUGUGGGCACGAGCCAAGAUACUGGAGAUCAUAGCAAAAGGGUCAGAGGUAAUUUCUGGAAGUUCAUCUUUAUUCAACUCAUACAAAGUGAAGUUUGAAUCAUCAUACCGGAAGUCCAACCCUGUGAAACAGGUUUCAGGCAAGCAAAUGGCUUACGUUUCGCCAAGUCCUGUUCGAUUCCCAGUUGGAACACGUGUCAUUGCUGUGUUUCAAGAUAAUGAUUGGAGCAAGGAGUGCUACUACUCGGGUGUGAUUGCUGAGCCUCCCAAAUCUAUGAACAAAUAUAGGUAUCUGGUCUUUUUUGAUGAUGGCUAUGCUCAAUAUGUGACACAUGAGAAGAUCCUAUUGGUUUGUGAGAGCUCACGCAACGUGUGGGAUGAUAUCCACCCUGACUCAAGGGAGUUCAUUCGCAAGUAUCUGGAGCAGUACCCUGAGCGACCCAUGGUGAAGCUGCAGCAGGGGCAGAUUGUCAAGACAGAAUGGAAUGAUGCUCAAAGGUUGCUUCUCCAUUCUCCAGACAUGCCCGAGCACGAUGUACACAAGACUGACGGAUUCGUUCCUACACACCAGAGUUUCCUCAAAUCAUCUGGGAAAUGGUGGAUUGCACGUGUAGUGGAGGUGGAUGGUUCACUGGUGAAGAUGCACUUUGAUGCAGAUGGACGCACUGAGUGGAUCUACCGUGGUUCCACUCGACUUGGUCCUCUGUACGCAGAACUUGCCCAUGCUGCUGCUAGGAAGGAACAGGGGACAUUUAGCAGGCACAGAGGUCUUGGUGUUGCCUCCCUGAAGAAGAGAAACAUGCCAUAUGUGGAAUAUACACGAGGAACAGAUGGAGAAGAAAUGAAGCGUGAGGACUCAGGAGUAACUGUCCUGCUUUUGGGACCGGUUCAAGAUGGCCAUGGUCAAAGUUCAGAGACUGUGCCAUCACGUGCUGUGGCCAAGAAGAGCACUACAAGGCGCCCAGACAGCAACGUGGACAGGAUGCAGGAUCAGCAGCAGGUGUACCCAGGAGUUGUGGAGAAGAGUCCGCAGCAACCACAAGGCCGUGUUGAGUAUCUGCAGUUGAAGAGUACUCGUUGCCAGCCCAAGAAGUUUGAACCCCACCAGUGUGGUCCCAACUGCCUUAAUGGAACAUGGUAUGACCCUUGGGCUAUGAAGGGUGAAAAUCCAUUGGUUAUUCCAAUGUUGUGUGCAUGGGAGAGGCAAUUGAACCGGUGCCGUGGGAAGCGCAUGGUGAUGUACAAAGCCCCGUGUGGUCGACGCCUCCGCAACAUGGAGGAGCUACACCGAUACCUUCGUUUAACCAAGUCAAACAUGGCAGUUGAUCUUUUUGACUUUGAUUUCUGGGUUCAUAGCUUUGCUGAGUUUGUGCUGGAAAGGGGCUUCUCAAAUAUCAAGGACUUAUCUUAUGGAUCAGAGCAUGUUGCUGUGCCCUGUGUAAACUGUGUGGACCACAGCAUGCCAGACUAUGUGACCUACUCAACAAAGCGAGAGCCAACUGAUGGAGUAGACCUGAAUCUUGAUCCUGAGUUCCUUAUUGGAUGUGAAUGCACUGAUGACUGUCAGGAUCGAGACAAGUGUGCCUGUUGGCAGUUAACGAUCCAGGGAACUGCGUAUGGUCCAGGUGGAGUGGUUGAUCCUACGGUUGGCUACUUCUACAGACGGCUGCCAGAGCCAGUCAUGACAGGAAUCUAUGAGUGCAACUCGCGGUGUAAGUGUUCUCGAACAUGCCUGAAUCGAGUGGCUCAGCAGCCUCUACAGCUCAAACUGCAAGUGUUCAAGACUGAGAAUCGAGGCUGGGGUAUUCGCUGCCUUAAUGAUAUUCCCCAAGGAGGCUUCAUCUGUAUCUAUGCGGGGCGGUUGCUUACUGAACAAGGAGCAAAUGAGGAAGGCAAGAACUAUGGAGAUGAGUAUCUGGCAGAACUGGAUUAUAUCGAAGUGGUGGAGAAGUUAAAAGAGGGCUAUGAGAGUGAUGUCGUUCAAGAUGACAGUGAUUCACCGUCUGAGGAGAAACGUGGCAAUGAGGCCAGGUCUAAAGCUGAUUCAGACUUAAGUGAAGAAGAGGAAGAGGAAGAGGAAGGUGAAACAAGUCAAGAUGCAAGAGAUUCUGAUGAAGAAUUCCAGCCGGCUCCUUGGGAAAAGGAUAAAGGAAACCCUCUGCCUGAACAGAGCUCUAUUCGAACACGGCUGAGGAAUCGGAAUUCUCGUCAUGGUUCUUUUGAUAAGAAAGAAGCGGACAGAGAUUCAGAUAAAGCUAGUAGUGAAGAUAGAGAUUCAAGGAAGAAGGCAUCUCAGAGCCUGAGCAGCAUUGACCACAUGUACAGUGAUGAUGAAGAUUCACAACUGUUACGCCUUCCAUCACGGUUUGCUGUUGUGUCAGAGCCAAAAGAAAGCGAUAAAAGCAAGAGACCCAGAAAUCAAUCUGUUCGUGAAUUUUUUGGUAAUGAAGAAUACUGCUACAUCAUGGAUGCCAAGAACAAUGGAAAUAUUGGGCGGUACCUCAAUCAUUCAUGCAGUCCAAAUGUGUUUGUCCAGAAUGUGUUUGUGGACACCCAUGACUUGCGCUUCCCGUGGGUGGCAUUCUUUGCACUGACAUACAUCCAUGCUGGAACAGAAUUGACUUGGGAUUAUAACUAUGAUGUGGGGAGUGUUCCUGGUAAAGUGCUCCACUGUUACUGCGGGUCUAAUGAUUGCCGGGGCCGACUCCUCUAAGCUGUUUAUAUCUCUGUGGACUAUCUUCCUCACUGCUCAGGAGAGUUGGCUGUUAGAAUGAGUUGCUGUUUAUUAAGACAUCCAUGUUGUAUAACAGGUCAUGACAAAUAUAAUGGGUCAGAAGUUGAUUUUAUUCAUGUUUAUAGCACAGAAUAAUAAAAAAGUAGCUAACAUGUA